AGUACCAUUAAAAAAUGCCAAGUGACUGAUUGCAAUGCGAGAGUUCAAUGUGAUGCCACGCUGCUUGUUAUCAUCCUCAUUAUCGGCAAUUUCAAUGGGUACUUCUCGUAGUUGCAUACAUGAAUUAUCAUUUGCCAGACGUUUUUCAAUACCGACAAAUGCAGUGCAGCUAAAGUAUUGUGACUCGAGAACUUAUAUGCGAUUAUAGGCUAGAAUGCGCAGGUACAGUUUUUUUGGGCUGGUAAAAUAUUUCGAUAGUUCGAUAUUUAAAUAUUUACAGUUUGUGCGAGUGCACUCUUUUUAGGCUGAUUAGACGUUCCGAUAUUUACAGUUUGUCCAGGUUCAUCUUUUAUACCCCGGCCGGAUAGUUGGUUUUUGGAGGUUCACAUUUUAUACCCUGACUACGUAUUUGAAUAUUUGGACAUUUGUAGUUUAUGCAGAUUGACAUUCUAUACCGUAACUAGGUAUUUAGAUAUUCACACUUCGUGAAGAUUCAGAUUUUAUACCCUAGCUGGAUAUUUAGAUAUGUUCAGGGUAUGCAGCUUCACAUUUUAUGGCCUGGCUAGGUAUUUAGAUAUUUACAGUUUGUACAAGUUCAUGUUUUAUAUACUGAGUAGAUAUUUAGCUGUUUACAGUUCGUGGAGGUUCACGGUUUAUACCUUGGGUAGAUAUUUAGAUAUUUGCAGUUUGUGCGGCUCCACAUUUUAUACCCUGAAUAGAUAUGUAGAUAUUUACAGUUUGUGCAGGUUCAUAUUUUACGGCGUGGCUAGAUAUUUAAAGUUUGUGCUCGUUUAUGUUUUAUGGACGGGUUUGAUAUUUAGAUCUUUACAGUUUGUAAAGGUUCACAUUGUAUAGCCUGGGUAGAUAUUUAGAAUUUAGACAUGUUCAGGUUGUGCAGUUUCACAUUUUAUUCCCUGGAUGGAUAUUUAGAUAUUCAGAUGUUUGCAGUUUGUGCAGCUUCACAUUUUACACCUGAGUAGAUAUGCAGAUAUUUACAGUUUGUCCUGAUUCAUAUUUUACGGCUUGGCUAGAUAUUUGGAUAGAUACAGUUUGUGCAGGUUCGCAUUAUAUAGCCUGGCUAGUUUGUGUUGGUUUAUUUUUUAUGGGCGGGUUAGAUAUUUAGAUAUUCUGAACAAAGUGAUACAGCAGAAUAGAACGGGCUAGAUGUAGUCAAUUACGAUAAUUCUGUAAAAUGGUAAACGAGAAAAGCGAUCUUUUAGUUACGAAUAUAACAAUCAGCACUACGUAUUGCUUCGAUCACACUACUUUGCAUUUUAAAUUUGCUUGAAUAAAGGUUAGAUAGGAUAGAUUAUAACACAUUUCCUCUCAAUGCAUACUGAAUUAAAAAAAAUAAGAAAUUGAUAGAAUUUUGAUUAUACUCGACAAGGCGAAAGUAAAAUACAUCACAAUCUGAUGCCUUACCCGUCAACGAAUGGUUCAAUUCUAUUUUGGUUACACAAUCGACGUAACCAAUAGCAUCUCAUAAAAACUAUUGAUGUGAUAAAAAGGAAAAAGAAAUCAAUGUCAAAUGUUGAUUCUUGAACAAUACCGCUAUGUAAACCCAAAUGUGAUGUUUCACGCAGCGUCAGAUCCCUUUCAUCAAACUUUAUCGAGUGGAAUAUGACGCUUGCUACUUAAACUAAACUUAGCCUGGUUUUUCUAAAAUCAUCUUAAGAACUUCGGUGUGUUAAUGAUCAUGCUCCAUUUAUCUUCCAUCAAAGUGCCAUUUUCAGGUAGCGGAACACUUGUUUUUUGAGCGUGUAUGACAGCAAACAUUAGCAGAGUAUGUGAGAUAACGAUACAGUGAGAAUUUUCUCAAUCCAUCUCUUUCUCUGACUCUUACUGAUUAAAAAGUGUUUAUGGAUGAACAAUUGUUAGAAAGAUGUUUUUCUCUUGAGAAUAAUUAACGUAUUGCUUAUUAUGAAUUGUAUUUCAAGCAGAAGAAGUUAGAAAUACUAAUUACUAACAUUUUAGUAGUUUUCAUCUCGAAGUGUAUCGAUUGCCAUCUGCUCUGUGGUGUGCAUUUUUCAUGUCUCAACAAAACAAAAAAACGUUUGAAAUAAUUAAAAUAAGAAAAGUUCAUUUCUUUCUAUUUUCUUUGCUCUUUAACUAAUACAAACAACACUCAACACUACUUAUUAUUCUAGUUUUCAAAAUUAGAAAAAAGCCGGCCGAAUUCUAGUAAUUACGACCGUUAUAUAUAGAAAGUGUGUGUGCUUACUACGAGCACUUCAAAUUAAAAAUUCUAUCCACCCAACAAGUUCUCAUUUAUCAAAAAUACAAUAAUAUGCUAAUUUUGAUUCGUCUAUUUUGGUCUCGCAUUAAAGAUAUUAGUCGCACAUUGAACUUUUUUAAAGAUUCCGAAAAGAAAACACCACAAGAUCUACGUAAUCAGUAUAUAAGUACGCGUUUAUUUAUUGUUCUAUUCAUAACUUCUAUUCUCAUUCUCAUUCUCUACACAUCAGUGGAACAAGUAGUGUUAACUAAAAGAGUGCAACAGCCAAGUUUUGCUGACUAUACUGAACUUAAUCAAUACUAUACACAGACACUUGUUUGUCCAUGUAGUACAAUUUCAGUUUCAUAUGAAAAGUUUAUUUCAUUUCAACCAACGUAUCACCAAAUAUGUCAUUCUAAUUUUGUUAAUGAACAAUGGACAAAAUAUGUUCACCCACGUGAACAAAUACACGAUUCAACCGAUAUAGAUCGUCUGAUUGCUCUAUUAUUUCAAACAUUAUCAACGUUUUGUCUAUUGAGUCAGCAAAUAGUCACAGACGAACUUUUAUCAUUUAAUUCCACAACAUUUAUAACAGGAACACUAAUACCGGAACUUACUUUUAGUAAACAAGUCCUUGGGUUCAUUAAUACAUUUCAAGACAGAAUUAAAAAUUCAUUUUCAACAUCAUUAGCGUUGAUAAGAGGUACAACACAAGGGAACGCAUUAUUGACAGUAUCAGAGACAAAUUACGUAUUAUAUUAUCUCCCAGACAGAUAUGGACUUAUGAUUGGAAUUCUCGCCUAUGGAAAUUGUUUCUGUCAGCUGUCGGCCCUGUGUUCGACAGAAAUUGAUAUUUGGUAUAAUAACACAUUUUUUUUUAAUAUUACCGGUUUACGUAAGGGCUGUUAUAUAACAGAAGCUCUUCUUCAAUCAAAUCUUGUAUUUUUCUACAAUCAAUCGCUUUUAAAUCAAUUAGAAACGUAUUUUCUUCUUGACAAUGAUAAAUUUAAUAUAAGUGUAGCAGCACUUAAUCCAUCUCUGCCAACAAAUUACACACCGGCAACAGCAAUUGGUGAUAUUCUUAAAAUGUUAAUGAUUGAAGAUUGGGAUUCGUAUAUAUCAUAUGAAUCCUAUUUUAGUACAUGUCAACCAAUUUCAUCAUUUGGAUUAUUUGGAGGAAUUGCAACUGCUCUAAUGUUUUUGAUUCCGUCAAUCGUCGAAUUCAUUCGCCAACGAAAUAAAAUUUCAGGUGUUAUUGAUGAUCAGAUAAAUACAGAACCACGAAAUCUAUUUCAAGAUCGUAUUCGUCUACUGUGGUCUCGUAUCAAAAAUGAAAUUCGUACUUUUAACAUCUUCAGAAAUCCAGAAAAGAAAACUACGUAUGAUUUAAACAAUCAGUAUUAUGCUACUCGAUUAUUUAUUCUUUGUCUUACAAUAUCUAUGGUCAUACUUAUCAUUUAUACUACUUUAACAACUGUUACAAUAACUGUUAAAGUUAAACAACCAACAUCAUCUGUCUUUUUACAUCAGCUCUAUCCAAAAUAUAGUCAAACACUUAGUUGUCCGUGUACACAAAUAUCAAUUGAAUACAAAGAAUUUAUAUCAUUUCAACCAACAUUUCAUCAAGUAUGUUCAAGUGACUUUAUCAGCCAGUCAUGGUUAGAUUAUAGUAUUGUAAAUGAUACAGAUCUCGAUCAACUUGAUUUUCGCUCCAGAAUGUCCGGUUCAUUUCUAGCAUUAUUAACAUUCUGUAAAUUAUCGAUUGAAACAAUUCAGAAUACUCUUUUAGUUUUUAAUUCAUCAACAUUUGUUACAUCAAGUGUCAUAUCGGAAAAUCUAUUUCAGUCGCAAGCUGCUGAAUUUAUUUUAUUAUUUAAAGAAACAAUAAUUAAAUCAUUUCAAAACUCAUUGACAAUGAUUAGGGAAACAACGCAUAGUAACGCAUUGACUGCUGGCCCACAUAUUCAUCUCGAUGAUUCAUCGCAUCAAUUACUGCCUGUUUCAACAGGUUUUCACAACAAUACUGGUGAAAUGUGUUGGUGUAAAGUUAACAAGUCAUGUGUAACUGAUGGUGGUAUUUAUAGUGUGAGUCCAGAUGACACAGGAUUAACAAUUAUCUUCACGAUGCCACACUUUUAUUAUGGUUGCUAUAUUAUAGAGUCAUUACUUUUAUCCACUCUUGAAUGUUUUUUUGAUCAAUCCUGUCUGAAUUCAAUCAAUACAUAUUUAUAUAACAUUUCAAUAUAUCCGUUUAAUGCAACCAUAAUGAAUACAUCUUUAGAAAGUCAAUACAAAGUGAGCUCAACGAUCGGUGAAAUUGUUCAACAAUUAAUGAUUGAACAAUGGAAUGAUCAAAUAUUCUAUGAUCAAUAUUAUUCUACGUGUCAACCAACUGAAUGCACUUAUACAUAUCAAAAACAAGCACAUUUAAUCUACAUGAUUACCACCGUUUUUGGGUUAUUAGGUGGAGUUACAACUGUUUUAAGGUUGUUAAUACCAUCGUCCGUUUCAUUUCUUACACGAAAAAAGGAUCGAGGAGCAGCAACAGAUACAACACCGCCAUCUCCACAAAUCAUAUAUUCAUCCAGUCAAAAUUUGACUCAGAUUGUUAAAGUUAAACGACCAACAUUAUCGAUUUACAAUGAAUUGUAUCAAAAAUAUUUACAAACACUUCAAUGUCCAUGUUCUAAUAGUACAGUUGACUAUCAAAAAUUUGUCUCAUUUCAACUUAAAUAUCAUCAAAUUUGUCAAUCAGACUUUAUUACUAUGCAAUGGAUAAAUAACAUCGGAUAUAACCUAUCAUUACUUGUCAUAACAAACGAAGAUGAUUUUCGACAAACAGCAAGUGUUGCAUUUCAACUAUUAUCAAAAUUAUGUGAGUUAACUCAAGAAGCAAUUAAUUAUCAGUUAGAUAUCUUUAAUUCAACAAAAUUCAUAUCAGUUAAUCUUAUUUCAAAGACUUCAUGUGAAUCGCAAGCAGAAAACACUAUUAAUACAUUUAAACAAACAACAAUAAAUACAUUUAAAAGAUCAUUACUAUUAAUUCAAAGUACAACACAAGGAAAUACAUUAAUGUCUUAUUUAUUAACAAAUACAAUGUUAGUGGUGCAUCCAACAGAAUAUGUAUCGUAUAUAGAUUAUAUUUAUGAUUAUGAACGCAUUUAUAAUACAACAACGAAUGAAUCAUGUAGUUGUAUAGAAGCACCUACUUGCUUUCAACAAGCUGCUAUUUAUAGUAUCAGUUCUCCUUAUUAUGAGAGCUAUUCUUAUACUUUUUAUGUUUCGAGUAGCACAGCACUUAUUUUUCGUAUACCAGGAAUUUACGUGGGAUGUUAUAUUGUUGAUGCUCUAUUACAUUCUGAUCUUCGGUGUUUCUAUGAUCAAACGUGUUUAUCAUCAUUACUCAAUGCUAUACAAUAUCCAUUCAAUAACAAUGUUGCAAUUCUCAAUUCGUCUUUAACAACUCAGUAUAAUACAGCAACAACAGUUGGUGAACUGGUACAAAAUUUAAUGAUUGAACAAUGGAAUAAUAAAACAUCAUAUGAAUUGUAUUUCAAUACCUGUCAACCACAAUAUUGUACUUAUUCAUAUGUGAGUCGAAGUACACCGAUAUUUAUCAUUACAACAAUCAUUGGCUUAAUUGGUGGACUUACAAAAGUUUACAAACUUUUAGUUCCAUUAAUUGUAAGUUUGAUUCAUCGAUACAUUUGGUGGCCAUAUUUUGAACGAAAAAUAGUGUGGAGCAAUAAUACCAUUGCUCCUGUACCGCAAGCAGUUUCAGUUUCUCCUGUAACUGUUGGUGAUGAUAAACUUGCAACAAUCUCAAUAUAA
Molecule: messenger RNA, 6046 nt
Organism: Didymodactylos carnosus
Lineage: Eukaryota; Metazoa; Rotifera; Eurotatoria; Philodinida; Philodinidae
Source: the annotation of a GenBank genome assembly